ACGUCCAAGAAGAAGUCAAAGUCGCAGUCAACAUCAGAGGGCACGAUCGACAUGGCGGAGCGCAAGUACGUCCUCCUGACCUCCUUCCGCGUCUGCGCUCGACUCGUAGCGUACGGCGAGCUUCGUGGAUCGGGCGUCCGAGUUCCGAGCGAGGGUUUGUCGGUAACGGGCGCGAUAUGGGAAGCCAUGUCCUAUCUCCCAUCACCAGCACUUCGGCAGGAUCAUAUCGACGAUACGGUUAUCAGCCACAGUUCUAGUCGGGAUAAAGGUUUUGAAUUCGUGCCCGAGGGCCUCGGCAAGUUGGGUCUGUGCAUGCCGCCUCCCGCUUCCGAGACGUUGACGCCUGAUGUGCCUCCUCCUGAAAAUGAAGAGGAGGAGUCAGAUGUGUUGUUGACCCCAAUCGGGAGGGCUGCGGUAGAGAUGGUGUGGUUGGGUUGUCUGGCUUUGACGAGUUUUGGACCUUGAAUAAAAUGGUUUUCUUUUCUCUAGCCUCGCUAUAUGGUCAUAUUUCCAU
Serpula lacrymans var. lacrymans S7.9 is the source of this 514-nucleotide messenger RNA. RefSeq lists its product as uncharacterized. The coding region runs from base 52 to 465 and encodes 137 amino acids. The transcript has 2 exons. The record is from RefSeq and is a predicted model, not a curated record. NCBI's taxonomy places the organism in Eukaryota, Fungi, Basidiomycota, Agaricomycetes, Boletales, Serpulaceae.